Oncorhynchus tshawytscha (Chinook salmon) is the source of this 5766-nucleotide messenger RNA. RefSeq names its product mitochondrial fission regulator 1-like (gene mtfr1l). The transcript has 8 exons. NCBI's taxonomy places the organism in Eukaryota, Metazoa, Chordata, Actinopteri, Salmoniformes, Salmonidae. Gene Ontology annotation, cellular component: mitochondrion. Bases 255 to 1205 code for a protein of 316 amino acids. Gene Ontology annotation, biological process: aerobic respiration; mitochondrial fission. The record is from RefSeq and is a predicted model, not a curated record.
AGUGCUUUUUCCGGGCCUAGCAAAACGAUAACAUUGCUGAAGUCUGAAAGACGAAAACGAGAACGUGUUAGUCGAAAAGAAAAUAAUUAUUGAAAUCUCUCAGAUGUUACAUUAACAAAUAUGUUGGAAGACCUCAAUAUCAGCGUCUGAAGACUGUUUAUGGCAUGUCCUUUGUUUACUAAACACACAUUAGCCAACUGAGCCCAGCGCUGAUUAGGUGUCCUCUGCACAUUGUAUGAGCAAGAUCAUUCACCAUGGAAACCGAAGCAGAGGUUAUUCCUAUUUGGCAGAACAAGCCUCAUGGGUCGACUCGCAGUGUGGUGAGGAGAAUAGGCUCUAUUGUACCCAUGAAACCACCGCCCAGGGCAUGUUUCCAGGAACUCCCAGGUCUCCCUCCUCUGCGGCCCAUGGAUGGCCCCACGGUGCCCACACUGGCAGACAUUGCCUGGAUCGCAGCAGAUGAGGAGUCUGAGAGCUAUGCCAGAGUGCGGAGCGAUUCACGCCCUCUUAGACAUGAGUGGCGACCCACGCCUCUCCUGGUUAUGCACAGGAACUCCUCUGUGCCCAACUUCCGCCGCGACGUCAAGAAGGUGGAGACGCUGAGGAAGCCUGCGGUGACGGCCAUGAACCGUACUACCUCCCUGCAGGAUGAACUGAGCAGACUCCGCUCCCAGAUCGCCAAGAUCGUAGCCACAGAAUCUGGCUCCAACCCCUUGACCCCCGACCUCCUGUCCCCCGACGACACCAGCAUGAGCUUUUCCAUGGCGCCCUUCGAGACGGCGCCCUACCAGCCCGCCGCCUCAGCCUCCUUCGUCAUCAGUGACGUGACGGAAGAGGAAGAGGAGGAGGAAGAUGAGGAGGAGGAUGUGGUGUCUGUGGUUUCGGAGCUUAUGCCGGACCCCAUGCCGCCCGCAAACAUGUCUGCCUCUAUGACGGCCUCGGCGACCUUUGACCUGGACCAUCCCAGCAUGGACUUCCGGGAGGCGGAGGAGGACACAGUGUCGCUGUCCAAGUCCACCAGCUUUGCUGAUGUCAUGGACAUCCUGAAGGACAUGAACCGCAUGAAGAUGAGCAAGGACAGGUGCAACAGAGGCUGCACCUCCCUGAUGGGCGAGUCGGACUCCGCCUCGCUGAUCUCCGAGGCCUUGAGGAAGAAGUUUACCCUGAAGGAUGAAGACAUCAGGGGGAUGAAGAAACACACCUAGAGCCCCCGUAGUCCUCCACCUCCCCACGCCUGUGCCUGACGACCCAGUCCCGUGGAGACCCGGCUGCACCUCAUCAACCGUGGCAACGGUUAAACCAGACGUCUGGAAAAACAAACCACCACCUCCCAGCAGGCCCAGUCAGUCUGAACCCAACCAAAUGUAAACCAUACCCUAGCUAUUCAAAAAUAUUGCCUAGUCAGACCAUGGUAGCAGCUGGCUGAUAGGCACUAUUAGAUGGGUGCUGUUUGACGUAGCACAGAGAAUUUUUGACCAACCUUAACUUGUCGAUUCUUCCUCAAUUCCAGACUUGGAAGACUACUAAUGUCUUCUAAAAGUCGAUGUCUAGUUUCAGGGGGUUUGAAUUUAGAAAAAUCUUAUUUAGUCUGCCACCCAUUAAUAAUGAUUAAAAAGAAAAGUCAAAAGGUUUGACAGCCGUACCAUAUAAAAUGCAAGUCAGUUGGGAACAGGUUUUUGAUGUCCCAAUACCUUGGCAUCGAGUCUAUGAACUGACAUAUAAAACAAUUAUUGACAUUAAUUUUAAUUUAAGCUAUUAUAAAAUACUUACUUCAAAAAGAAUGCUCAAUAUAUAUGGGCCAUUGGACAGUCAGCCUUGUGCACCCUCUGCCACGAGGAAAUAGAAUCAAUAGAACAGUCAGCCUUGUGCAGACUCUGCCACUAGGAAAUAGAAUCAAUAGAACAGUCAGCCUUGUGCAGACUCUGCCACUAGGAAAUAGAAUCAAUAGAACAGUCAGCCUUGUGCAGACUCUGCCACAAGGAAAUAGAAUCAAUAGAACAGUCAGCCUUGUGCACCUUCUGCCACGAGGAAAUAGAAUCAAUAGAACAGUCAGCCUUUUGCAGACUCUGCAACGAAGAAAUAGAAUCAAUAGAACAGUCAGCCUUGUGUAUACUCUGCCACGAGGAAACAGAAUACUGUCCAUCGGUGGCUCGCUUUGGAGUCAGGUCCAGGAAUGGUUAUGUCAUAUCAGGGUUCAGAUGGACAUGCCGACUAUUGUCAUGGCAUUGGAACAACCACGAUCAGUCAAUGGGGAAACAUCAUUGUAGUCUUGGGUAAAGUAUUUAUUUGCAGGGCAAUAUCGGUAGAAAUGUUACAAAUAGGGAGGUUCAGGAGCCUCGUAAGACAUCACAGUAAAAUGGAGGGAUGUAUUGCAGAAGGAAAUUGUUAUACUGUGAAAGAUGGGUUAAUCUGUGGACACCUUUAGGGUUGGCGUAAUACUGGGAAAGAUGGGUUAAUCUGGACACCUUUAGGGUUAGCGUAAAACUGGGAAAGAUGGGUUAAUCUGUGGACAUGGGAAGGUUGGUGUAAUACUGGGAAAGAUGGGUUAAUCUGUGGACACCGGAGGGUUGGCGUUAUACUGGGAAAGAUGGGUUAAUCUGUGGACAUGGGAAGGUUAGUGUAAUACUGGGAAAGAUGGGUUAAUCUGUGGACAUGGGAAGGUUAGUGUAAUACUGGGAAAGAUGGGUUAAUCUGUGGACACCGGAGGGUUGGCGUUAAGAUCGGGAAGAAAAUGUGAAUUGGCUGCUGUGGGUGAAAAUCGAGCACUUGAAGAAAGAGUAAAUUAGAAAUAUAAAUGUAUAGUUAUUUAAUGACCGGUACUGUAGAUGUGAGUGAAACAGCAGUAAAUAGCAGAAGUAUUGUAGUCUGUUUAUUCCAAUUAGAGUAGGGAAAUGAACAAAUAAGGAGAUUGGAAAUGAUGCAGACAAUUUCAUGGAUAGAACCUACAUUCUAUCUGCAAUAUUAAAGCUGAUCUACCUGCCCCCCCCACAAAAAAAAUGGAAUUAAUGUUUUGCUCCAUGAGGUAAUCCAACAAUGUGUACACCACCAUCGUGCUCAUCUUCUCUCAUUGAUUAAGUCAGGUGGGUGUCCACCCUGUAGUGCCACAUGUCAUGAUGAAACUCACUUGACUUUGAAAUAGUCAAGAUGGUGGCGUACAGAUUGUUGGAUUACUUCAUAGAUCAAAAAAUGUAUAACAGCAUAUUCUAAAUUAAAACGAACUCCCUGCAACUAGAUAUGGUUGUUUUAGAAUACAUUUGGUCUUCCAAGUCAGGAAUUGAGGAAGUCUCGCCAAGUAAACGUUGGUUAAAUUCUAUGUGCUAUGCCAAACAGUACCUAACCUGUAACGGCUGAUGGAGCAUCACAUUAGCCAUUACAAUAUGCUAGCUAAACCACACCACUCCUGUUAUUCAAUCAACAAUCUGUUUACACUCACUGUCUGCUCCCACACACCUCCCAAAAAGGUAGAGUCCUUAUCCCAUUGCUUCAGGAGCAACGUCAUGGCAACGUCAUUUUGUGGGCGCUGUAUAACAUGCCCUACAGAUUCACCUGCUUUGAUGGCUCUCGCUAAUCACCAGACUGACUCCAGUGCUGCCUAGUCAUCUUUUUAUGUACAGGCUGGGGUUUCUCUAGGAUAUCGUACCUGUUCUAGUACCACGAGAGAAACCAUUUCCCCCUUUUUUUGUUGUUGACAAGCUUAGACUUUCAACAGAAGAGUUGUGGAUGGAUGCAUUUGUUGGAGUGGGAUAGUUGUAAUUUUUUCUCAUUUUGUUUCUGUAUAGUCGUGAUAAUACAUACUUGAAGUUGUAUGUACAAAUAAGACUGAGGAGAGUAACAGAUUACUACAAAACACUUAAUACUCUGUUCAUUUACAGCUAAAAAUCUCAUGUUUUUCAGUGUUAUGGCUGCAUUAGAAAUACAAUAAUGACCUUGCGGUCAUAGUCAAUGUGUACAACAGGUUUAUUUAUUUGCAGUCUUCUUCAGGACCUACUCAUUAACCCAUUGCAUCAAUACGAGAACAUGUUAUUGCUGUCCUUGGGGUAAUGACUCAGAAUUUAGCUUGAUUGAUGGCCCUUUGGUAAACAUGAUACAGAUAAAUAAAUCCCAAUUAAAAUCAGUGGACGGCCAUGGCUAAAUAUGAAUGAUAUGUGUUUGAUGUGUCGUCUUCGGACUUGUGUGAUACAAGGAAAGCUUGGAAGACUUAUAAAUCUACGGUAAAAUGUGAAUGAAAGUUUUCUCUUGUGUGAUGUUGCGCUAUAGCUGCCUGUUAAGACACCAGAGAACAACUGUACAGUUUUUUUUAUGUAGAUACAAAAUGUCAGAUUUCCCUAUGGUGUAGAAUGCGUGGCUCUUGGGAAUGUGACAAUGUGCAUGUUUACCGUCACGAUACACUAAAAGAUAUGAGUAUGAGUGACUCUUGUGUCUUUUUGAAAAUGAUCUCCUGUUGACGCCUUAUAACAAAACCUAUUGCCUCUUCCAAUAUGGCAGUUGUUCUUUUUAUUUAUUGGUUGGUGUGCCGUAACUUUCCACUGUUUUUGUCUUUUUCCUCAGUUUGCCCCACCUCUUGAGCCCCUAAACUUUUACGCAACCACCCAUAGGCACAUUGUAUCUGUCCCAUUAUGGCGUCUGUGAGAGCACCGGCAGCGCCAUUGAGGCCAUCUCCAUUUUGAAGUAGUCAAUUUUGUCAUUCUCCUUCUAUGAGUUGGCAAACAAACUGAAAGGGUGCACACUGCCAUCUAGAGUGUGUUUGAACAGGUAUAAAGACUAGAUUCGGCUAUUUACUGCCACCUGCAGUUAUGGAAUGUUUUCUCACAAGUAUAAUUCAUUGGCUGAUCCCUCCUGGUGACCUGGAUUUAAUUAUGUGAUCCUUCCUUAAGCCAUAGGAAUCCCCACCCAGAUUACUACUUUAAAAUGCUGGGAGCCCUCAAUGGCAAUGUCCAUGAAAAAAUAGGUUUUCUACAUCUAGAGACCUCUCAUUCUCUUUGUCAACAACCACACUUUUGACAUUUGCAUACAUCAAGUGACUGACUUGACUGCUUUGGGAGCCAGUCAUGUGUCAUUUCUUCUCCUUUAUCAUGAAACUUCUCCCCCUUCACAGAAGAAAUGCUUCUCCACUCAUUUUGAGUUCUUAUCAUAUCAGGAUAAGAUAAUUAUAUUACUCUACUCUUUGUUGAGAUGUGUGAAUACCAACUUGCGUCUAGGCAGUGGAACUGUAGUUUAGUUUGCAGUGAAAGCGAGGUCCCACAAAGUUAUCUAUGGGGUGAGAUAAGGACACCCAGCUGUGUGUUAAGGUCUGUAUCUCGUCUGUUUUUUUUCUUCAGUGUCUGGCUCCUCUUAGGUCUUUUAACAAAUAUUCCCAUUUUAAGUGUGCAAAAUCGAGAGAAUCAAAGCUUUGAGCUGAGCAUUUCACAAAGUAUGCUUCAGAUGUAUUUUAUUUUUUAAGGUUUAGCAUUACUCAUGUGGUCAAGAGUCUGUCUUUACAGGCGUUUUGUGAACCCCAUAGGGAAUGGAACCAGAGCAGUUAUUACUAUUCUUGGUGCACCGGUGUUCCUAUUGAUAGAAAGGGAUCUUUACUGAGCAUUUCAAUCACCAGCUUUGUUUUUAUUCUGCUUUGCGCCAUUUUUGUUUUGGAUAACUAUUGACCAUGCCACAUAAUGGUCUCUGAUAAUAUGCCCGCCAUACUUGUCAGUUUUAUUCUGCCAAAUGGAAGAAAGAGCUCUUUGUCUGUCUUGUUUUGAAACGUAAAUAAAGAUGGGCUGAUGUUUUAAA